CAAUCGGAAGACUUUGUGAAAAGUGUGAUGGCAAAUGCGUGAUCUGUGACUCCUAUGUGCGGCCCUGCACUCUCGUACGCAUAUGUGACGAGUGUAACUACGGCUCGUACCAAGGGCGCUGCGUGAUCUGCGGGGGUCCAGGAGUGUCUGAUGCCUACUACUGCAAGGAGUGCACCAUCCAGGAAAAAGAUAGAGAUGGUUGCCCUAAGAUCGUCAACCUGGGCAGUUCCAAGACAGAUCUCUUCUAUGAAAGGAAAAAAUAUGGCUUCAAGAAGAGGUGAUCCUAUCCAUGUGUGGCUACACCUCCUGUCGGGUUGGCAAGAGGGUCUUGGAACAUCUCUGGACUUUACUACAACCGGUUGAUUAUUUUUUUUUCCUAAAGCAGUACAAAUUCAGUAGUAUACUUGGGGUUGGAGAAGUAACGGACUGAGUGGGGACUGAAACCUGAUCAGAACUGUCUAUCAGAAAGGGCAAAUG
Messenger RNA from Leptosomus discolor (cuckoo roller), 477 nucleotides. The record is from RefSeq and is a predicted model, not a curated record. NCBI's taxonomy places the organism in Eukaryota, Metazoa, Chordata, Aves, Leptosomiformes, Leptosomidae.